AAUCCAUUAGUAACGAAAAACUUUCGAACACAGCGAUGCCUUCGACGAAAGUCUACACAUUAGCCCCAUUAUUACUGCUCGCUGUCAGCGUUUUAGCACAAGAAUUGAGAAAUGUGCAAGACAUCAAUUGUAAUGGCAAAGAGUACGUUUGCGUCGGACCAUUAAACUAUAAAAGCUGUUUAGGCGAUGGCCACGGUAAUACCUAUGCUACGGGUAACGCCAUUCAAUGCCCCCCAAACCACCGCUGCGUAAAUGAUGGAUUAGACAUUUGUAUACCCCUUAAGCUGACUACGAAAGCUCCCCAAAAAGAAGCCCAAGUAGCUAUAGAGCAAACAUCAAAUAGUUUCAUUUCGACCGAAGGUCCAAUCCAAUCAAAGUCUGUAAGCUGGGACACCACAUCAGCAGUGACAGAUACUACAACAGAAGGUGUCACCACACCCAUUGCAGAGUCGGGAAUUCAUGUUGCCGAAAUUGGCGCUGCCGAUGGCUCGAUAUGGACAACUUUUUUAACGGAAAACUCAAACACACUCAUCGACACAACUACUGAUACAAUUUUUUCAGAAGGAACAACUACUACGCUCGAUCCACAAUCAACUGAACUAGUGACGUCUGAGACGCCUUUGGAAACAACGACAGAUACCAUUGCUGAUACUACGACAAUAAACUACGAAGAUGAAAUCUUAGGCACAAGUUUGUCGACUGGGACGACCGAUCUUGACAACCUAAAUUUUGAAACAACAGUUGAGCCCGACAUUCCGACAGAAUAUUCGGAAGCAACUACUUAUGCAUUAGACACAUCAACGCUUCUAGCCUUCGAUACAACACUCAUUUCAAGUGAAACAGGUCCUAAUAUACCAGAACAACCCAACGCUUCAGUCGAUCCUAAUGCAUCAGUCGAUCCCACCAUCUCAGUUGAUCCCAGUGCACCUGUAACACCAAGCUCGCCAGUAGACCCAGUCGAUCCAACCGCCUCAGUUGAUCCCAAUUCUUCAGCGCUACCCGACUCACCAGCUGAUCCUAAUGUACCAGCCGGCCCUAACGGUUCAGUUGAUCCCACUGCACCAGUAACACCAAGCUCGCCAGUAGACCCUGUCGAUACAACCGCUUCAGCUGAUCCCAAUUCACCAGCGCUACCCGAAUCACCAGCUGAUCCUAAUGUACCAGCCGGCCCUAACGGUUCAGUUGAUCCCAGUGCACCAGUAACACCAAGCUUGCCAGUAGACCCUGUCGAUACAACCGCUUCAGCUGAUCCCAAUGCACCAGCGCUACCGGACUCACCAGCUGAUCCUAAUGUACCAGCCGGCCCUAACGGUGCAGCUGAUCCCAGUGCACCAAUAACACCAAGCUCACCAGUAGACCCAGUCGGUCCGAACGCAUCAGCUGAUCCCAAUUCACCAGUGCUACCGGACUCACCAGCUGAUCCUAAUGUACCAGCCGGCCCUAAUGGUUCAGUUGAUCCCAGUGCACCAAUACCACCAAGCUCACCAGUAGACCCAGUCGAUCCGAACGCUUCAGCUGAUCCCAAUUCACCAGCGCUACCGGACUCACCAGCUGAUCCUAACGUACCAGCCGGCCCUAAUACUUCAGUUGAUCCCAGUGCACCAAUAUCACCUAGCUCACCCGUAGACCCAGUCGGUCCGAACGCUUCAGCUGAUCCCAAUUCACCAGUGCUACCCGACUCACCAGCUGAUCCUAAUGUACCAGCCGGCCCUAACGGUUCAGUUGAUCCCAGUGCACCAAUAUCACCAAGCUCACCAGUAGACCCAGUAGGUCCGAACGCUUCAGCUGAUCCCAAUUCACCAGUGCUGCCAGACUCACCUGCUGGUCCUAGUGCGCCAGCCGGCCCUAACGGUUCUGUUGAUCCCAGUGCACCAAUAUCACCAAGCUCACCAGUACACCCAGUAGGUCCGAACGCUUCAGCUGAUCCCAAUUCACCAGCGCUACCUGACUCACCAGCUGAUCCUAACGUACCAGCCGGCCCUAACGGUUCAGUUGAUCCCAGUGCACCAAUAACACCUAGCUCACCAGUAAACCCAAUCGAUCCAAACGCUUCAGCUGAUCCAAAUUCAGCAGUGCAGCCCAACUCACCAACGGAUCCAAAUUCUGCGGCCGGACCUAACGUGUCAAUUGAUCCCAUUGUACCAGUAACUCCAAGCUCACCAGUAGACGCAGUCAGUCCGAACGGUCCUGCAUCGCCAGGGUUACCAAAAGAUCCAAGAAGACCAGUUGGUCCGAACACUUCAGUCGGUUCCAAUGCAGCAGUGCUGCCAGGCUUACCAAUUAACCCAACUGAUCCAAAGCCAUCAACUAGUCUCCCUUCACCGGUUAGCCCUCAUGGUACCGUCCCCAACACUUCAGUGGAUUCUAAUACAGCAACAAUACCCAAUCGUCCCGUUCGUCCUAGCCAUCCAAUGUGGCCCCAUUACCCCAGUCAUGGAAUUAUUAGUCAGAAAAAAGAUCAAACAUAUUAUAGCAAGUGGCGUACUGAUCGUCCGGGUACUUUUGAUAAUCAUUUUUGGUCAAUAUGGGGUAAUGGGAUACAAAUUCAAAAAGCCGCUACACCUGGCUUGCCUUUAACCCCAAGCAAACCAAAACACAGCCCUCAAGAAGCAAUGGAAGAGGAAUCUAGUGAAGUAAAUUCUUCUCUACCUAAAGACGAUUUGUCCGAUGAAGGAAAAUCAAAUAGCAAGAGUAGAGAGUCAAAAGAAAAAAGGAAUUCUAAAGAUGAAAAGGAUAAUCAGAAGAACGAAGACGGUAAUUCAAGUGAGUCUUCAGCCGAAAAACGUCGUAAGGAAAAUUCAUCAGGCGAAAAUAAAUCAAAUUCGAGCAGCAAAGAGGCCAAAAACAAUAACGAUUCUAAAGAGAAAAAGGUUAAAGAUGAUAGCAAAAAUGAUGAAGAGGAAUCCGAUGGCUCAAGUGAACAAAAGGAACUAAUUAAGAAAAUAAUAAAGAAACUCAAGGAUAGCAAAUGUGACGAAGACGACAUAUUUCCAGAUCCUCGGGAUUGUAAGAAAUACUACAGAUGUAUAGAAAAAUCACAUAAAACGAAGGUCGCCCACCUACGUUGUGAGAGCGGAGAGAGAUUCGACUCCGAUAAACUAAAAUGCGUUGAAAAGCGUAAAGCGAAGUGCUUCUCUGAGGAAGAUUUCAUUGAGGAGUUUUCUGAAAGUACGAAAUGAAACCAUCGACCAAAGAAACAUGAAAAGCAAUUGUUUAUUACAAAAACAUGAAAUUAAAGCUUCGACCACAAAAGUACUUUUCUUGCAGCUUUGAGAAAUUCAUGAACUCCAUUACUUUAUUUCCCAAAUUCAUGUACUGAUCUACAUGACUAUUAACUAUAAUGGUAGCUUAUGACCCACAAUUGUUUAAAUUCCUGUACCUUACAUAAAUUAAAAUAAUUAUUAUUUUGUAGUUUUCGGAUUUAAUUAUAUUUAACGAAGUUAUGAUAAUCCCAUUGGAGCAAAAUCUAUAAAUCUUAUUAAUGCUAUUCACUUCAAGGAUUUUGUCAGGAUCGACAUUUAAUCAAAGUUUUUAAAAAGCAAUAAAAUACAUUUUUUCAGCCCCACUCUUCUUAUACUUAAA
This is a messenger RNA of Ceratitis capitata (Mediterranean fruit fly), 3582 nucleotides long. RefSeq names its product proteoglycan 4. Gene Ontology annotation, cellular component: extracellular region. The transcript is spliced from 2 exons. Gene Ontology annotation, molecular function: chitin binding. Lineage: Eukaryota; Metazoa; Arthropoda; Insecta; Diptera; Tephritidae. Bases 36 to 3179 code for a protein of 1047 amino acids. The record is from RefSeq and is a predicted model, not a curated record.